UUUCUGCUCUUCUUUUCUCCCUUGCAGCUCCCGAAACCCCCCCUCUAAGCCGCAAGCACCAGCUUUGAAAAAUUGGUGAGAAAGCUUGGAAUUUCUCCUUUUUUCUUGUCCAAGAACCUGAUUUGGAACCCAGAAAUCUUUCCCCCUUGUUGGAAAUUCCAGAUCUGCCUUGCUCUGCUUGUCUUCACCGCCAGCUGCUAUGUGGUCCCGUGAAUUGCUCCUGCAGCUUGCCGCCGGCCUCUUCCCCCCUACAGCUCCGGUUUUUACAACUGGAGAAUUAUGGGUUACUGUUCAUGUCGUGAUUUAUGGAAAUAGCAUUGUGAUUAGGAAUGAUCCUAAUGAUGAUUUCAGCUUGAAUUUGUGAUAGUCCGGUAUUAAUUCUGAGGUGUUUUGAUUAGGUUCCCGAUCGUUCUGUCAGUUAGUGCAUGAAUUGAGUGCUCGGUUUUAUGCAAGUGAGGUAAGUAAAUUUAUGGUAAUGCCCGUACUGUUUUAAAAGCAUGUUUUGAUUUGUUUUUGAAGUGGUGGCGGGACUAAACCCGUUUUACACGAGCAUGACUGAUCUGAAGUGAAAUGUUUUGUGCUUUUCAUGAAAUUGAGCAUGCUUGCUUGAAAUUUGAGUGAUUGUCCUGAUGAUCUGAAAGUGAUUGUGAAUCGUGAUUUUCCUGUUAACUUCUGCCCGUUUUGUCUCCGAUGUGGUCAUGUUAUUCGUGACACUGCUAGUGGGGGAGGUUAUAAACGCUAGCACAUGUCGACAUGUUAGUGAAAGAGCCGGUUCAUUCAACCCAGCUAGUGGGGGUUAAACACCAGCAAAUCGUGGCCCUGCUAGUGGGGAUUAUACACUGGCCGUGACCUAUAGAGGAGGCGUCUAUUUCAUGCCCGUACUGUAUCUAUUUUCGUGAUUGUACUUGUUGGCAUGCUUUAAGUUUGAUAAGGGGCACUCCAUAUUUACUUACUGAGUUUAUCUCAUAGUUUUUCCUUGUCCACCAUUUCAGGAUGUGAAAUCGAGGACGGGGAAACCACGGGAAGUGACGAGUUAGAAGGCUAGCCAUAUUGUAAUUGGACAUGAAAUUUUAGAAACAAAUUGUGAUCUUGUAAGCUAGAGUGUAUUUGGAGAUUUAUGAUAUCGGAGAAAUUUUAAAGAUUUGAUCUUCAGAUUUUGGUGGUAUCAGAUUGUGGUGUGAUAAGUUCCGAGCCUUGUGCAUUUGUGGGACCCGUCUCACGAGUGCACGGCGUCUGUCGCGUCUCGAAAUUGGGUUUUGGGGCGUGACAAUACCUUUG
This is a messenger RNA of Rubroshorea leprosula, 1278 nucleotides long. Lineage: Eukaryota; Viridiplantae; Streptophyta; Magnoliopsida; Malvales; Dipterocarpaceae. The record is from the annotation of a GenBank genome assembly.